AUGCUAGCAGCUAGCAAAGAGAAGAACUGCGAGGCUAUUGAACUAUGGGUGAAACCAGUGAUCAACCACCUGUACCACUGUGUCACACAUAGUGAAGGGAACGCUGUACGAGUCAUCUCAAUGUGGCGGAGUUUCAAUAAUCAUGUCUCAAAUAUUCAUGACGGUCACGAAGGACCAUACUCACGGUGCCUUCACCCUCCUCUCGAUGACAAAAAACGACCAUGGCUCCUCCCAGAUUCUCGUCCAAAGACAAAGCUGACUACUAUCACUGAGGCGAAGCACCUACUCAAGGACCUCCAGCACCUUUCACCAGAUGUUCAAACAUCCGGAUUAGAAGCAUUCCACAGCUUGUUAAUCAGGCAGCAUGCCAUGACUGAGGAUGGAGAGUAUAGGUACAGGGUGAGGGCAUCAAAAAUCUACAAGCAGGAGCACGUUGCGCUGCCUAUCAAAGAUGAACCAACAUUUCACUACUGUGAUGAGCUCAUGGAGAAAUGCAUCGAGUUGUGCAACACAUGCCCAUCUUUCAAUGACGCUUUCAAGGCUUUUCCCAGCUAUGACCCGCCCUUCCUCACAGAAGCAAAUCCUGCACCAAACAAAAAGGAGCUAGUUGCUGUGAGAGAGCACCGCUUGGGCCCUUGCAGCUGCGCUCAGUGCACUGGUUAA
Messenger RNA from Ornithodoros turicata, 663 nucleotides. RefSeq lists its product as uncharacterized. Lineage: Eukaryota; Metazoa; Arthropoda; Arachnida; Ixodida; Argasidae. The transcript has 4 exons. The coding region runs from base 1 to 663 and encodes 220 amino acids. The record is from RefSeq and is a predicted model, not a curated record.